CUCCAGUCACGUCAGCCUGGGCUGAAUUACAGAGAAACUCGCCGGUGCCCCGCCUUCUCGUGAAUAAUUAAUCAGCCCGACAGUCCUUUGUCCCACCUUUUCCGGCAGGCCGAGGCGGCUGCGGCGCUGAGAGGAGCUGGGCUGGAGCUGCUGCGGGACUGAAAAGUGAAGAGAACAUUAGGAAGAUCAGGUCUGUGGAGAGAUGCCGUCUGAUGUAACAGAAACCUCUGAGGGGGUAGAUGAGGCAGAGAAUGUCCGCUAUGAGGAAACAGAAGAGGACGACAAUGUCAGUCCCACUGACCUCUCAGAGAUGCUCAAGGAGGGGACGAAAGAGUCUCACGAUCGUGCAGAGAACACUCAGUUUGUCAAAGACUUCCUGAAAGGACGGAUCAAGAAGGAGCUCUUUAAGUUGGCUACUGUGGCACUUUACUACACAUACUCUGCCCUGGAAGAGGAAAUGGACUGCAACAAGGACCACCCUGCAUUUGCCCCUUUGUACUUCCCUCUAGAGCUUCAUCGGAAAGAAGCAUUGGCUAAAGACAUGGAGUAUUUCUACGGGGAAAAUUGGAAAGAGAAGAUUCAGUGUUCAGAGGCAACUAGGAGUUAUGUAGACAGAAUCCAUCAUGUUGGGCAGUAUGAGCCAGAGCUGCUGGUAGCCCAUGCCUACACACGGUACAUGGGGGACCUGUCUGGGGGCCAGGUACUCAAGAAGGUAGCCCAGAGGGCCUUGAAGCUGCCCAGUACUGGGGAAGGGAUCCAGUUCUAUGUGUUUGACAACAUUUCCAAUGCACAGCAGUUCAAACAGUUCUACAGGGCCAGGAUAAAUGCCCUGGACUUGGACAAGAAAGCCAAGGAGAGGAUUGUGGAGGAAGCCAAUAAGGCAUUUGAAUUCAACAUGCAGGUAUUUGAUGAAUUGGACAAAAUUGGUGCAUUGUUAACGGAAGAAGCCCAGGAUGGAGGGCUCCCAGUGCAUGAUGGAAAAGGAGACCUGCGCAAGUGCCCAUACUAUGCCACAAAACUAGGCAAGGGGGACUCUGGCUGCCCUUAUCACGUUGCCAUGGCCAUGCUGAAGCAGCCCACCAUACAGUUUGUCCUUGCAGCUUGCAUUGCCUUGGCUGCAGGUGUUGCAGCCUGGUAUGUGAUGUGAUGGAUGGAUACUAGAUGGAGUUACCUCAUGAUGACACAAGCAGAUGAACACACACUUUUUGGGACUGCUCCUCUGUUGUUGGAGUUUUUAAAUGCAAGAUUUAAGUAAACAAUAAACCAGAAUCUGCAGUGAAUGCCUAGGACUGUUUGUAUACCAAUAAUCCAAAUACUGCAUGGUACCACAAUCUAUAUAAUUACCCAGCAGGGUUCUGAGCUCGUAACUUAAUGCAGGAAUUGUAGUCUAGCUCCACAACUGCCACUUGAAGCCAAAAUCUGUAGUGACCGGAUGCGGGUCUUAAAUCAGGGGAUGGCUUUAGCCACCUAUUGUCAAAUGAUCAGCUCUUCAUAUCCCUGAGCAGGCUAGGGUUUGAUAGUGUUUGCCCCUUCCAAUGUAGUAUAGCUCCUCACAUGCUGAUCAAGCACAUAGUUUGUGACACUGGGACAGAGCAUUCAGAGCUGGCUCAAUCAGGAAUUGCACUUUGUCCUUCCCAAGGAGAAGGUGGUGGUGGGGGGAAUUCAAACUGCUCCAAAAACAGCUCAGUUGCCCCAAAGGCAGAAUAACUUGCUGCUCAUGCUGCAAGGACCCUAGGCUCAAAACCAGUUUUAUAAAUUAGGGUCCUUUUUUUGCCCUGGCAUGUAGCAAUUGCUGAGCAAAUAACUUCCCAUGGCCUGGGGGAGCAAGUCCUUGUAUAUAUUAAAGCUAAUGGUUAACUUUUUCAUGUAACUUAAUUGUGAUAAAGCCUUUGACCCAAUAAAGUUUAUACUCUGA
This is a messenger RNA of Caretta caretta (loggerhead turtle), 1915 nucleotides long. RefSeq names its product heme oxygenase 2 (gene HMOX2). Gene Ontology annotation, biological process: heme catabolic process; response to oxidative stress; heme oxidation. Gene Ontology annotation, molecular function: heme oxygenase (decyclizing) activity; heme binding. NCBI's taxonomy places the organism in Eukaryota, Metazoa, Chordata, Testudines, Cheloniidae. The record is from RefSeq and is a predicted model, not a curated record.